This is a messenger RNA of Pestalotiopsis fici W106-1, 975 nucleotides long. RefSeq lists its product as uncharacterized. NCBI's taxonomy places the organism in Eukaryota, Fungi, Ascomycota, Sordariomycetes, Amphisphaeriales, Sporocadaceae. The coding region runs from base 1 to 975 and encodes 324 amino acids. The transcript has a single exon. The record is from RefSeq and is a predicted model, not a curated record.
AUGAGUAGGCUUCUCAAACAAUUCCAGGCCGCUGCGGCACUGGCGUGGUUCCUGUUGGCACCACUGGUUACUGCGCUCAAGAUUGCAGGUUCAUUCAAUGUCCUCGAGUAUAAUCCCUUGCUUGUUGCGACCCAGGAUUACUACAAGGGUGACGCGCAAGUUGUCAAUGGAGGAGUGGCCGAUCUUUUCGGCAGCUCCAACAUUGAUCUCGCUGGCAAUGCCGAAACUCAAGCACUGCGGCAAUAUGCAAACCACAAGAACCUCCGGAUCAUAUACACCGUGGUGGAGGUCGCGUACCGACUUGUAGCAAGCAACAAAGCCGGCGUUACAUCACUGUCGGAUCUCAAGGGCAAGAAGAUUGGGACGAUUCCAAGCACCUCGGCCGCUUAUUUCGUGCAGCGAUACCUGUCUACCGCUGGCGGGCUUGCAGACUCGGACUACACGGUCGUGUCUGGCAGCAACUGCAACUCGGCACCAUGCGGAGCUGGCACUCUGCCAUAUAUGCUUGCGCAUGGAUCUGUUGCCGCGGUUGGAAUGUGGGAGCCAACACUCGAGCUAGCGAUUGAGGUACUUGGAUCCGAUGCAGUUGUUUUCCAGAACAAGACCGUCUAUCAGGAGGUCUACAAUCUGUACACGACAGCCGAGAAGCUGCAGAAUGCGAGCACACGCAAAGAUAUAGUGGCCUACCUCCGCGCUCUGGACCAGACGGCUCAGUUAUUCACAAAUCAAUCAGCGUCGGUCAUUCCCCGCGUUGCGAAAACGAUGAAUAUGAACGAGGCGGUAGUGAAGGCCGUCUGGCCAGUGCAUGACUGGAGUGGAGGACUUGCAUCAAAUCUACUCGACGUGCUCGUACCCGAGGAUCAGUGGGUGGCCAAAGUAGACCGACGAAGUCCGAUUUCCAAGGAUGUUCUGGCGACAAUGAUUGAUGCGAGUGUUCUUGCUGAAGCAAGGUCAAAUAAAUCUAGCACAGCAUAA